This is a messenger RNA of Coffea eugenioides, 597 nucleotides long. Its product is annotated as pectinesterase inhibitor 4-like. The coding region runs from base 1 to 597 and encodes 198 amino acids. Gene Ontology annotation, biological process: negative regulation of catalytic activity. Gene Ontology annotation, molecular function: enzyme inhibitor activity. The transcript has a single exon. The record is from RefSeq and is a predicted model, not a curated record. Lineage: Eukaryota; Viridiplantae; Streptophyta; Magnoliopsida; Gentianales; Rubiaceae.
AUGGAGAAGAAUUACAACCUAACAAAAAAGUUCUUGUGCACUUUUCUCGCCCUCGUUUCCUCCAUUUCCUUGGUGCAACCAACUUCAGCUGCCACAACCCCAUCAGCCUACACGAACUUCGUGAAAACCAGAUGCAGCACCACGACCUAUCCAACAGUUUGCAUCAGAACCCUUUAUCCCUACGCCUCUUACGUCCAAACCAACCCCUUAAAGCUCUGUAAGACGGCCCUCAGCGUAGCCAUACAAGGCGCCAGCAACACAACCGCCAAGGUUUCAAAGCUGGCCUCUCGGAAAGGGUCCUAUUCGCGCAUGGAAGCCGCAGCCCUCAAAGACUGCAUGUAUGAUGUGAAAGAUGCGAUUUCUGAGCUCAAGCAGGCUCUUAGUGCAAUGACACGUCUUGGAGGUGCCGACCAGCAGUUCCAAUGGGCUAAUGCCAAGACUUGGGGUAGCGCUGCCAUAACGGAUCUGGAGUCAUGCCUGGAUGGAUUUACUGGGAGAAAAAUUAGUCCUUCCCUCAGGGCAAAUAUCAAAAGUUUCGUAUUACCUCCACAAAGGCUUAUAAGCAAUGCUCUAUACCUAAUCAACCACCUUUACUAG